AUGACGGAGUCCGUGGUGAACCGGGUCUUCAACAAGCUGGAGCCACUCCAUGAGCGGAUUUACUGCGCACUCUCAGGAUCGGCGGCUGAUGCCCAGGCUAUUGCCGACACAGUGAACUAUCAAUUGGAGCUCCACAGCUUGAACAUGGACGAGCCUCCGUUGGUCCUGGCUGCAGCCACGUUGGUGAAAAAUAUCAGCUACAAGUACAAGGAGGAGCUCUCAGCUCACCUGAUGGUGGCCGGAUGGGACCCCAGGAGAGGUGGGCAGGUCUACGGGACACUCGGAGGGAUGCUCACCCGGCAGCCCUUUGCCAUUGGGGGAUCAGGGAGCACCUAUAUUUAUGGUUAUGUCGACUCAGCCUACAAACAUGGGAUGGACCAGGUGGAAUGCCGGCAGUUCACCAAAAAUGCCAUUGCCUUGGCCAUGGUUCGGGACGGGUCCAGUGGGGGAGUCAUUUACCUUCCACCAAUGGACAGAAAUGGAAGGCAUCAGACAAGCUGCAGCGAAAAUGAGAUCCCCAAAUACAAGGAACUCAGUUCUUACUAUUACCAGACCCUUCCAAAUGCAGCUAGACUAUAG
This is a messenger RNA of Anolis sagrei ordinatus, 579 nucleotides long. Lineage: Eukaryota; Metazoa; Chordata; Lepidosauria; Squamata; Anolidae. The record is from RefSeq and is a predicted model, not a curated record.